AGCCCCGCUCCCCCGCCCCCGGGCCGGAGGUGCCGCCGCCAUUUUGCCGCUCUCUCGCUGUCGCUCUCCGGGCGCGGCGGCUGCGGCCGGACGAGCGAUUUUUAAGGAGCUUUAACCCGCUCGGGGCCCCGCGCCCCAGCCCGCUUUGAACGCGCCAUGUCCGGAGAGGGAACCGCCGGCGACCAGACUGCUGAAUAUGUGCCAGAAAAAGUGAAGAAAGCUGAAAAGAAACUAGAAGAAAAUCCAUAUGACCUUGACGCUUGGAGCAUUCUCAUUCGAGAGGCACAGAAUCAGCCUAUAGACAAAGCACGGAAGACCUAUGAACGCCUUGUUGCCCAGUUCCCCAGUUCUGGCAGAUUCUGGAAACUGUACAUUGAAGCAGAGAUUAAAGCAAAAAAUUAUGACAAGGUGGAAAAGUUAUUUCAGCGCUGCCUUAUGAAGGUUUUACACAUUGAUUUAUGGAAAUGUUACCUUUCCUAUGUACGAGAAACCAAGGGGAAGCUACCUAGUUACAAAGAAAAAAUGGCUCAGGCAUAUGAUUUUGCUCUGGAUAAGAUUGGCAUGGAAAUCAUGUCAUACCAGAUCUGGGUGGAUUACAUCAAUUUUUUGAAAGGCGUAGAAGCAGUAGGAUCUUAUGCAGAAAACCAGAGGAUCACAGCUGUCCGUAGGGUUUACCAGCGUGGUUGUGUCAACCCCAUGAUAAACAUAGAGCAGCUCUGGAGAGAUUAUAACAAAUAUGAAGAGGGCAUCAAUAUUCACUUAGCCAAGAAGAUGAUCGAGGACAGGAGUAGAGAUUACAUGAAUGCACGACGAGUGGCAAAGGAAUAUGAGACGGUGAUGAAGGGCCUGGACCGCAACGCUCCCUCCGUGCCCCCACAAAACACCCCCCAGGAGGCUCAGCAGGUGGACAUGUGGAAGAAGUACAUCCAGUGGGAAAAGAGCAACCCUCUACGAACAGAAGAUCAAACUCUGAUAACAAAAAGAGUGAUGUUUGCCUAUGAGCAGUGUCUCCUGGUGCUGGGCCAUCACCCAGACAUCUGGUAUGAAGCAGCUCAGUACCUUGAGCAGUCCAGCAAGCUGCUGGCUGAGAAAGGGGACAUGAACAAUGCUAAACUUUUCAGUGAUGAGGCUGCUAAUAUUUAUGAAAGAGCGAUCAGCACUUUAUUAAAGAAGAAUAUGCUUCUUUAUUUUGCAUAUGCAGAUUAUGAAGAGAGCCGGAUGAAGUACGAGAAGGUGCACAGCAUCUACAACCGGCUCCUGGCCAUCGAGGACAUCGACCCCACGCUGGUUUAUAUCCAGUACAUGAAAUUUGCAAGGCGAGCAGAAGGCAUUAAAUCCGGAAGGACGAUAUUUAAGAAAGCGAGAGAGGAUGCCCGGACCCGCCACCAUGUCUAUGUUACUGCAGCUUUAAUGGAGUAUUAUUGUAGUAAGGAUAAGUCUGUGGCCUUUAAGAUUUUUGAGCUAGGGCUGAAAAAAUAUGGGGACAUUCCAGAAUAUGUACUGGCAUAUAUCGACUACCUUUCCCACCUUAAUGAGGACAACAAUACAAGAGUUUUGUUUGAACGUGUUUUAACUUCAGGGAGCCUUCCACCUGAGAAAUCUGGGGAGAUCUGGGCUCGGUUUUUAGCCUUUGAAAGUAACAUUGGGGAUCUGGCCAGCAUCCUGAAGGUGGAGAAACGCAGGUUUACAGCCUUCAAGGAAGAGUAUGAGGGCAAAGAAACAGCUCUGCUGGUGGACAGGUACAAAUUCAUGGAUCUGUACCCUUGCUCUGCCAGCGAGCUGAAGGCCCUUGGUUAUAAGGAUGUCUCCCGUGCCAAGCUAGCAGCAAUAAUUCCAGACCCUGUGGUUGCACCUUCCAUCGUGCCUGUUCUCAAGGAUGAAGUAGACAGGAAACCUGAAUACCCCAAACCAGACACCCAGCAGAUGAUUCCAUUCCAGCCAAGACACUUAGCACCUCCAGGUUUACAUCCUGUCCCAGGCGGGGUAUUUCCUGUUCCACCAGCAGCUGUAGUUCUCAUGAAGCUCCUGCCACCUCCUAUUUGUUUUCAGGGUCCCUUUGUUCAAGUGGAUGAGCUCAUGGAGAUUUUCAGAAGAUGCAAACUGCCAGACACUGUUGACGAAGCCGUGCGGAUAAUCACGGGCGGCCUGCCCGAGAUCGCUGUGGAGGGCAAUGGACCUGUGGAAAACAACACCAUUCUCAACAAGGCCGUGAAGAGAUCACACGAGGAUUCUGAUGAUGAUGAGGAGAAAGGAUCUGUAGUUCCCCCUGUACAUGACAUUUACAGAGCACGACAGCAAAAGAGAAUCCGGUGAAACAAGUUUGGAGUUCUGCUGUGACAGACAAAGACUUGCAUUGAAUCAGUCUCUUAAAAGUCAAGCAUUUAAAAGGGACAGCUGCAAACAAAAAAAUCCUUGAACAUGGUUUUGUUACUGUGGUGCCUCUUCUCCCAUAUGGUUCUUGAUCUGAAAACAGCCCGAACAACCUUAGAAUGUGCUCUGAACAAAACUCGGUUUUCAAAACCAAAAGUGCAAAAUGUCAAAACUGUAUUUUGUUCUUCGAGGGUGUACACAUCUACCACUUGAACUCUUGUGGGUUUUCAACAGUUUUAUUUUAAAAACUGGAUGGCUUAUACUUGUGAAGCAUUUUUAAUUCACAUUUUCUGGAAAACAGUUGUUCUCAGUUUGUUCAUGUAGUGUCCUGCCUUAUUGUUCGUUUUUAUUUAUGGCAGAAUGUAAGGAAUCUGUUUUGUAGUUGAAAAUUUAAAAAUAAAACAACAACAAAAGACCAUUCCUUUAAAAUAAAAGGAUAGCCAUAACA
Zonotrichia leucophrys gambelii is the source of this 2818-nucleotide messenger RNA. RefSeq names its product cleavage stimulation factor subunit 3 (gene CSTF3). The coding region runs from base 157 to 2313 and encodes 718 amino acids. Gene Ontology annotation, cellular component: nucleus. NCBI's taxonomy places the organism in Eukaryota, Metazoa, Chordata, Aves, Passeriformes, Passerellidae. The record is from RefSeq and is a predicted model, not a curated record. The transcript is spliced from 21 exons. Gene Ontology annotation, biological process: mRNA 3'-end processing. Gene Ontology annotation, molecular function: mRNA binding; protein binding.